AUGGAUUAUCAUUGGAUAGGAAAAGAAGAAUUUAGUAAACGUGUUAAGAAAAUACCGGAUGAGACAUUAACUGCAAUUUCUGGUGCAUUAUCAGGCGUUUUUUCAAGUAUUAUAGUCUGCCCAUUAGACGUGAUCAAAACAAGGCUUCAAUUAAAAUUAAGUACUUUGGUUGUGAACAGAAAGGUGCAAGAAUAUCAGGGAUUCUUUGAUACACUUUCAAAAAUUUGGAAUGAAAAUGGCAUUCGAGGAUUUUAUAGAGGCCUUGGGCCGCUUAUGAUAGGAUAUUUACCUACAUGGGCCAUUUAUUUUACUAUAUAUGAGCACUGUAAAACUAUUUAUAGUCGUUCUUAUGGUUCACAACCUGGUAAACCAGUUUUAUGGAUAGUAAAUAUGAAAUCAGCUAUUACAGCGGGUAUUGCUUCUUCUAUUUUGACAAACCCUAUUUGGAUCGUUAAAACCAGGUUAAUGAGUCAAAAUUCUUAUUCACAUACAUAUUAUCAAAAUACCUUUGAUGCUUUUCAAAGAAUGUAUAAAUCUGAGGGAAUUUUUUCAUUUUAUAAAGGAUUAACUCCAUCUUUAAUUGGAGUAACACACGUGGCUAUUCAAUUUCCUUUGUACGAGCUUCUUAAAGAUAUUUUUUUUAUUAAUGUUUCAAAUUCAAAUCAAUCACUGUGUAUCAAAGUUAUUUCUGCUUCCCUCUUGUCUAAAAUGAUUGCUAGUUCUAUUACUUAUCCUCAUGAAGUUAUUCGCACGCGUAUUCAAACUCAAAAACAUUAUAAUGAUUCUUCAAAAAUUCAAUAUCGGGGAAUAUUCCAUACUUUUUGUCGAAUAUAUAACGAAGAGGGAUGGAAAAGUUUUUAUUCCGGUAUGGGUACAAAUCUUAUUCGAGCUGUUCCAGCUUCUAUGGUUACUUUUUUAACAUUCGAGUUAGUAAGUAGAUGGCUAUUUCGAAUUAAACAUCACAAUGAGCAUAUUAAUUAA
This is a messenger RNA of Pneumocystis jirovecii RU7, 981 nucleotides long. RefSeq lists its product as uncharacterized. The record is from RefSeq and is a predicted model, not a curated record. Gene Ontology annotation, cellular component: mitochondrion. Gene Ontology annotation, biological process: pyrimidine nucleotide import into mitochondrion. Bases 1 to 981 code for a protein of 326 amino acids. Gene Ontology annotation, molecular function: pyrimidine nucleotide transmembrane transporter activity. The transcript is spliced from 6 exons. Lineage: Eukaryota; Fungi; Ascomycota; Pneumocystomycetes; Pneumocystales; Pneumocystaceae.